GUUCGUUAAAGGGUAGGAGAGAGCAGAGAAGGGAUAGAGAGUUGGAGUGGUGGCAGUGGUAGUGGCAGUGCCAGUGCCACUGGGGGAGAAAAGGAUUCCUCCAGGUGAUACCGUGGGGGACACUAUGUCAGGCGGCGAGGGGUCUACUAUCCCGAUCAAUCUUCUCGAAAACGCUUCUACGACGAACGUCGAGACUAUCAGUAACAAUGACAGGAUGACCAGCGCUAACGUUGCACCCUUGGAUGGACUUAGACGGAGGAAGGUCAUACACGCGGCCAAAGAAACACUCGACAAGGCAUCACGUCUUCUCAGACGGAAGAUACCAUGUACCGGCCACUUGAUGACCCCCCGCCGCCUAUGGAUACAAAAGGUUCCAACUCAGGAAUGCGAUGUGGUGAUGAUGUUCCCAAGUGGAACAGGAGACGAGACGUUAAUGUGGCUACUAGGACGGCUACGUGCUGGUACACCGGGUUUGGUUGUUCAUGUUCGACAUCAUGCAUCUUCCGAUAGUUAUGGAUUUUAUUUAACAGCACCAUUCCCCGUACUUCUCAAGGCUGCGGAGGAAGUACACUUACCGAAAACUCUUCACCGUGAAUUUGGCGGUGGACUCAAAGAAUUCGUUGGCUCAGAAGCACGCUGCUUCGAGGGUUACGACGAUGAGGCACGAUUCUUCACAACCCAGGAACGACAAUCCUUGGUUUUACACCUUUUGCACACGCUUCGAGCCGCACCGCAGGAUUUGCACAGCUUACCGGGUCUGAAGAUGGUUGAGGGUCAGGCAAUAAUACCUAAAUGUAUCUCGGCCGGAAUAAUUUCUCAGGUCUUUCCGCUUCACGAAUUACCAGCCUUGGAGAAACUCCAGAGAACGUGGGUACGGGCUUUUUUCAGUCCGCAGCCUCUUGAUGAUAUCUGUCGUUACUUUGGCGUGAAGAUCAGUAUGUAUUUUGCAUGGCUAGGGCACUAUACCACCGCCCUUAUAGUUCCAGCUGCAGUGGGUGUCAUAUACUGGGUCGGCAUCAUUGGACGGAACCAGGCGGUGGAAGACGUGGCCUACGUUCUUUUCUCAGUCUUCAACGUAAUCUGGGCUACUGUAUAUUUAGAGACAUGGAAACGUAGGGGAGCUGAAUUGGCCUAUAGAUGGGGAACUUUGGACCAGAGGGAUGAUCUUCUCCUGGAGCCUAGACCUCUUUUCACAGGUACUCUUGAAACUUCGCCGGUGACGGGUAGAUUGGAGCCGACUUAUCCCAGAUGGAGGAGGAACGUGUUCCGAUACUUUGUCAGCAUCCCAAUAAUAAUCACCUGUUUGCUUUUCGUCUUUAUUGUCAUGAUUCUCAGCUUUCAAAUACAGGUAUAUAGAAAACUUCAGGAACCACUUCCGCUUCAAACUCUUUCUUUCCUUGAAAAUCUUUUUUUUUUCUUACAGGAUUGGUGGGAUGCUGGACUUGAAUCUGGUGGUUAUGGAUUCUGGCUGAGUUAUGUACCAAAAGUAUUGCUGGCUGUGGUGAUAACGCUAAUGGAUGAGGCGUACUUCAAAGUUGCAGUCUGGCUUAAUGAUUUAGAAAACUAUCGUCUCGACACCGAAUACGAGAAUCAUCUAAUCUACAAGGUGGCACUGUUUCAGUUCGUCAACUCGUUCCUCUCGCUGUUUUACAUAGCAUUCUAUUUGCAAGAUCAGGAAAGACUAAAAGAGCAAUUGGCAGCACUUUUAAUUGCUAGACAAGUCAUUGGAAACCUUAAGGAAUCUGCUGUGCCAUAUUUUAUAGAACAAUUGCGACUGGCUCGAUUGAGUUUCGAAUUGUUUGGUGCCCUGAGUCCGAGCGAAGCGCGUGCACCCCCUGGUGAAGCUGAUACUGGUACCAAAACUGCAAGAUCGGAUGAGGAUUCCAAGGAUACUAAGGAUGCUGAAGACAAGGACGAGAAAAAUGAGUCAGCACGUGGGAAACAACCGAGAAAUGUUAGCCAAGCUGAAUUGGAGAGUUCUCUCUACAGAUACGAUGGGGCCUUUUCUGAACACUUGGAAAUGCUGUCGCAGUUGGGCUACGUGUGUCUCUUCUCUUCAGCAUUCCCUCUAGCUGCAAUGGCUGCUCUCUUGGGAAACUUACUGGAAUUGCGUGGUGAUGCUUUCAAAUUAUGCUUCGUUCUUCAACGACCGUUUGGUCGACGUGUCUCAAACAUUGGAACCUGGCAGAAUGCAAUGGAGGCUAUGGGACUGGUAGCUAUCCUGGUGAAUUGUGCUUUGAUCGGAUUAAGCGGUCAGGUGCAGAGGAUGUUUCCGGAGAUGUCGGCGACACAGACGAUCCUCCUCAUCGUCGCCCUGGAACACAUUAUGCUGGCAAUCCGCUUCGUGAUAAUCUGUGCAAUUCCUGAUAUUCCAAAUUGGGUCGCAACAGAAAUGGCUAAGGUUGAAUUCUUGAGGAGGGAAGCAGUGAGGAGACUAUCCUCAACACCAUCACCCGAGCAGCAGCCAGCCACAGUUAUAGGGAGAUUCGUGGUGAGUGCAGCAGACGGAGAACAAUCCGUGGAGCAAGAAAAUCUUCAUUCUGAAAGGACCGUGAAUUCUUCGGUAUCAUCGAGUCAACCUACUACUCCAAACCUCAGCAAUCCGCCGACGCCAUCACCGACGCCAACCUCUACGAUAACAAGCAUGAUACCUAGAAUCGCAGAGACUCCACCGCCAGCCGAAUCACCUGGUGCAGGAAGUGGAAGUGAGAGUAGCACUCCAAUUCUUUCCGAUCAUGGAUUAGGAGGUACCCGUGAUCUUCACAACACACCUAGGGCAUCCAUUCCUGGAGGAGAACGAGGACGACGCUCCAGAGACUGGUUAUCAAACGAACAAGAAACAUCUCCAGGAGCAUCCGACUACGGACAUCACUUAACGAUCGGCCCUCAUGGCGGUGUCGAUUGGGUCCGUCGAUUAGGAUUAGUAGAACCAGGAGGUCGUAAAUCAAGCGAUUCUGAGAUCAGCGGUGUGGGAGCAGGAGGCGGAAGUGGCGAUGAGUUCAGUCUACACAAAUCAACCGACUGUAUCGUCUCCAAAGAGUUGGCCUCCUCAUCAGAUAGCGACCUUCUGCGUUCAGCUCCUCCAUGGGCAAUGGCUCACAGAAAUCAGAAGUUCCGAUUCUCACCGGAAAAAGAAAGAGAACGUGAAAGAGAAAGGUCAGAGAAUAAACAUCAGCAAUAUCAUCAACGCGAGUCCCAGGAUCAUCGAGAUCGUUUAUUGCACCUGACCGAGAGAGAGAAAGAUGGUGUUAGUGGUGCUGGUGCCGGUAGUGGUGGUAGUGGUGGUCUAUCAGACUCAAGUAGGACAGUAUCCAGUCAAGAAGAUGAAAAACCAUCGACAGAGGAACGUGAGGCGAAGAAGACACGAGUCAAGCAGAGUCUGAUGAAAAGGGCACGUUCCGUAGCUAUUUUCUCUCUAAAAUUAAAGGAGCGUCGAGCCAGAGAGGCCGACUUAAAGGCAAAGGAAGCGGAGAGGGAAGCCCGAUGGCAGCAGCCGCAAUCAUGCGUAGGCGGAGAACUCUCCUGCAUCCCUAUAGAAAAGCUCAUAUCCGUUGAUGAUAUCGCAUCCAUGGAUAUGCGGCGAAUGAAUCACUAGUCGCAGCUUACUUCUUUUUUGUUCCGUCUUGGCUAAUUAAGAAUAUUAGCAUUGAGGAAACGCGAGAAAUGGAUGGACUAAUGAUUAAGCGAAGACGUUACCGAAUGACGCACAAAGUCGCAUCGAUCCCUUUAAUGAUGAAACUAGAUAGAUAAAAAUAAUUCAGUAAGAGACAAAGAGUAGAUCGAACCUAAAACCGACCCUCAAACCUUUGACAGUCACAAAGAAAAUUCGCUUUAUUAUUAGGUUAGGACACCACAAAUAUCAACAGAAUUGACAAUGCCCAGAAAAGAAGGACUGGUAUCGACAAACACUAUCAUGUUACAAGGGACCCGUAAACAACAUUUAAAAAAAGGAGUUUAACAGAAUGGAACAAUUUCCAAGAUAUAUCCCAAGAAGCGUACAUAGUAUAUAGUGUAUAUCUCCAUCACGAACACAUUCCCCUAGAAGCAUUCGCUGAAGAAAGCUAACGUAAGACUUUUGUAAGGCUCUAUAGAGACGCCCUGUAAAGCGUGUUCCAAAAUCCGAAAGAUACAUGCGAUAAUAUCCAUUGUUGUUGUUGUUCUUGUUGUUGCUGAAUCGUACGUCGUUACGUAUUGUUGACUAGAGAUUAAUGAGUUUAAGCGAACGUUUUUGCCAAAAGGUCCCUACCUAGCCAUUUUGUAUUGCAAAACGCGAAUGACUCGAAAUGAUAAUUCUAUAUUUCUGAUAAUAUUUUUCUUUCGACGAAUCGUUUUAAUAAUAAAUAUUUUUGCAUGAAUAGGAGACGCAAGUGAUAUUUUAUUUCGGAGAUUAUCAACAUCGAGAGAUACAACUUCAAAUAAGGCAGUGAAUUUAGGGUUUUAUCAUUUUUAUUUAUUUCUGGCAAGUUCUACAUAAAUGGCAAAUUUGGGGACCCCACUGUAAAUAGAAAAAUCUUUAACGCGACGAGCAAACAAACCAGUAUAAAAAACCGAUGUGUUAAUUCUGACUUGAUGGCGUAGCGCACAUUUUGCUCCAACCCUUUCCACCUUACAUCUCCUACUGUAUGUCAUGCACACAGCAGACAUACAUAAAUACUACUUCAAGGUAGAGACAGAUAUGUAAACGAGCGCAAACCCCUCAAAGUUCUGUUAUCUCCAUGAGACUUAUUGCAACGACACCACUGUGUGUGAGUGAGAGAGAAUGAGAGAAAAGAAAGAGAAUAUUUAGGUAGAUUUUUUUAGCCUAGGUCGCUUCUUAAGGAGGCAAUGCAAUGCCAACAGAGUUUAAGCAUAUGUGUUUCGUAGAUGUUUUCUAUAAAACAGAAAUUGAUUAAAUAAAAGGAAUCCUGAUUAAA
This is a messenger RNA of Cephus cinctus (wheat stem sawfly), 4913 nucleotides long. It is a transcript of the gene wwk, whose product is annotated as anoctamin-8. Gene Ontology annotation, molecular function: chloride channel activity. Gene Ontology annotation, biological process: chloride transmembrane transport. Bases 125 to 3595 code for a protein of 1156 amino acids. The record is from RefSeq and is a predicted model, not a curated record. Gene Ontology annotation, cellular component: plasma membrane. Lineage: Eukaryota; Metazoa; Arthropoda; Insecta; Hymenoptera; Cephidae. The transcript has 14 exons.